AUGGCAGCUGCACAACCCCUCAUUAUGGGGGAUUACUGUAAACAAACUGAUAAAGGACAAGUUUCUAAGGGGUUUGUACCAGUAUACCCUGUUAAUUUUGAUAUUAAAAAUUCUCUGCUUUCAGGUUUAAGAGAAAAUCCGUUCGACGAGAACACGAUUAGAGGCCCAUGGACGCAUCUUGCACGCUUCUAUAAAACAACUUCAAUGAGUAAACCUACUGAUGUCACUGAAGACCAGGUUAAAUUGAGGUUGUUUGGAUUCUCACUUAUUGGAAGGGUGAAAGAUUGGCUACUUUGCCUUACGAAUGGAACAAUUCGGACUUGGAAGGAAUUGGAAGAUAAAUUCCUUGAAUUUUUUUUUGCUACUACUCAGUUUACCGAACGCCGAGCAGAAAUUGUUAAUUUUGAGCAGCAGGAAAUUGAGUCACUCUGUGACGCUUGGGAAAGAUUUAAGCUUUUGUUGCACAGAUUCCCAAAUCAUAACAUGAAUAAUAUGAAGCAGAUGCAAAACUUCAUCAAAGGCCUCAAGAGUCAAACUCGCAUGUUGUUGGAUGCCUCUGAGAGAGGUAUUAUCCGCCAAAUGACUGAACCUCAAGUAAAAUACCUCAUUGAGAAGAUGUGUAUGAAUGAGUACCAUUCUAAAAGUGAAAGGACGGUGAAGCUUGAAAUUAAUGGCACACCUAAAGGCAUGCUACCUCUUGAUACUCUUGAAAGCAGCUUAGGAAAAGCUAACGUGAGCCAGGUACAAGAACUUAGGUGUGAUUUCUGUAGAGGUGAACAUGUGAAUGGAAGGUGUUCAUUGGAAGGGACAAGUGAGGAGGUCCAGUUUGCUAAUUUUCAAAAGAACAACUCAUAUUCCAACACGUACAAUCCGGGUUGGAAAAAUCACCCAAAUUUUCAUUGGAGCAAUGAGAAAAAUUCAAAUACCAACCAAGGGAAGCAGCAAAGCCAACAAAUAACUAGGAACCAUAAAAUUCUGGCUAGAAACCAUGAUUCAUCAAUCAAGAAUUUAGAGAAUCGGAUUGGUCAAUUAUCUACACAAAUAGCAGCUUUGCCUAGCUUAAAUGGAGGAUUCACCGGUAACACCGUUGAUAAUCCUAAGAAUGAAACAUGCAAGGUUGUGGAAACAAAUUUUGGGGUGGUUACUAGAAAGGAGGAAGCUGAAAAAGUUAAAGAGGAUAAAAGUGAGGAAAAGGAAUGUGAAAUUGAAAAGAAAGAGAGUGGAAAUCAAGAUUACAUAAAACUAACAUAUCCCAUCAUUAAGAAGAAACUGGUACAUGAGGAUGAUGCUGGAAUCUUUGAAAAUUUUAAAGAUAUAUUGAAAAAAAUUCAGGUAUUGAUGAAAGGUGGAAAACAGAAGUUAACACAAGAACAUGUCAACGAGACAGAGAAAGAGGAAACAAUAGAAUUGUCAGAAGUUCCACCAAAGAUGAGGGAUCCAGGGGAUUUCAACAUCACUUGCAUAAUUUAUGGGUUAAAAAUCUCACAUGCUUUAUGUAACUUAGGAUCGAGCAUCAAUGUCAUGUCGCUGAGCAAAUUUAAGGAAUUGGACUCUGUGGUGAUCGAUAUAAAAAAUGAUUCAGAAGGGUCAAUGAUUCUCAGACGCCCAUUCUUGGCAACCGGAAAGGCAAAAAUAGAUGUGGAAACAGGUGAAUUGAUUUUGAAGUUUAACAAGGAGAAUAUGGUAUUUCAUGCUUAUCAAUGGACACCAUAUCUGAAAGAUCUAGAGACUUUCUAUCAAUUGAAAGAUAAAGGAGCUCUUAGACAGAGAAAGGGAAUUGUUAGUUUCAUAUUAUUAUAUGCUUUAAUACUCAAGUUAUUGAAACAAGGGAAGGAGAUGGAUAACUUUGGUGAGUGUUCUUCCUGCACUCAAUUAGGAGCUCUUAGACAGAGAAAGGAAGUUCUUUAUCCAACCAAAAGUGAUAUGGGAUUAAAUCUUUCUGUUGGAAAUUUUCUAAUAGAUAUGUACAACAAAUGCAUAGAUGUUAUAUGA
Molecule: messenger RNA, 1992 nt
Organism: Lathyrus oleraceus (garden pea)
Lineage: Eukaryota; Viridiplantae; Streptophyta; Magnoliopsida; Fabales; Fabaceae
Exons: 7
Coding region: 1-1992 (663 amino acids)
Source: RefSeq, a predicted model, not a curated record